AACAGAGAGUAAUUUGUUGAUAUCCUGUUUGGUAGUCCUUUCCUAUUAGCUGUUUUCAUUUACCAGUUCAAGGGUACUUUUCAUUUAAAGCGAACUGUAACGUCAACGUGUUCAUAUGAAGGGCUAAUGGAAGACACACGGGAUCUGGCUGAACGCACCCCACGUUCAGAACGUAAGCGGAGGGAUUCAUUUGGGAUGUUUGAUGGCUACGAUAGUUGCAGCGAGGAGUCAACCAGCAGCUCCAGCUCUGAGGAUAGUGAGGAUGAAGUGGUGCCCUCCAUCCCUGCCAGUCUUCCCAUCAUCAAGAACAAUGGCCAGGUCUAUACCUACCCCGAUGGAAAGGCUGGAAUGGCCACCUGUGAGAUGUGUGGAAUGGUUGGAGUUCGAGAUGCUUUUUAUUCCAAAACAAAGCGUUUCUGCAGUGUUUCUUGUUCCAGGAGCUAUUCUUCAAAUUCCAAAAAAGCAAGCAUAAUGGCAAGACUCCAGGGCAAACCACCAACAAAAAAAGCAAAAGUCUUACAGAAACAACCUCUAAUGGCAAAGUUGGCAGCCUAUGCUCAGUACCAAGCAAGUCAACAGAACCAGACCAAAUCAAAAGCUGUGGUCACUGCUGAAAGCUUUGACUGGGGUCACUAUAUAUGUGGCAAUAACACAUCUGGUGCUCCAGUCAGCUGUUUCAAGCAUGCCCCUAUGGGGACAUGCUGGGGAGGUAUAGAGGAAGGUGUGAGAAUUGAAGUGCUCAACUCUGACACCAACCACUCCGCAAAGGUAUACUGGAUAGCAGAAAUCGUUAAGCUAGCAGGGUUCAAGGCGCUCCUGCGUUAUGAAGGUUUUGACAUUGACAGCAGUAAAGACUUCUGGCGUAAUAUCUGCAUCCCUGAGGUUCACCCAGUGGGCUGGUGCGCGUCUAGUGGAAAACCUCUUGUACCUCCAAAAAGCAUACAGCAUAAGUAUUCAAACUGGAAAACUUUUCUUGUGAAGCGUCUUACUGGAGCUAAAACACUGCCACCCGACUUUAAUGCCAAGGUCCAUGAGAACACACAAUUUCCUUUUAAGAAGCUGAUGCGGGUGGAGGUUGUGGAUAAAAACUAUCUCUGUCGGACACGUGUGGCGUUGGUGGAGCAAGUAAUCGGAGGUCGCCUCAAGCUCGUCUAUGAAGAGAGCCAGGAUGGGUCUGACGACUUCUGGUGCCACAUGUACAGCCCUCUCAUUCAUAAUAUUGGAUGGUCACGCAGCAUUGGACACCGCUUUAAAAGAUCUGACGUAACAAAGAAAAUUGAAGGUCAAGUCGAUGCUCCGCCACAGCUCUUCCAUAGGGUUAGAGAUGUGGACCAAAGUGGGGACUGGUUCAAAGAUGGAAUGAAGUUGGAAGCGAUUGACCCCCUGAACCUCUCAGCUAUAUGUGUAGCCACUGUAAGAAAGGUGUUGGCAGACGGGUAUCUCAUGAUUGGAAUUGAUGGUUCUGAGGCAGUGGAUGGAUCAGACUGGUUCUGCUACCAUGGCACCUCACCCUCCAUCUUCCCUGUUGGCUUCUGUGAAAUCAACAACAUUGACGUGACACCCCCUCGAGGGUACACUAAGCUGCCAUUUAAAUGGUUUGACUACCUCAGAGAAACCGGUUCAGUGGCUGCUCCUGUUAAGUUUUUUAACAAGGAAGUUCCAAAUCAUGGAUUUCGACAAGGCAUGAAGCUAGAGGCAGUUGACCUGAUGGAGCCACGACUGGUGUGUGUUGCUACAGUGACAAGAAUUGUACAUCGUCUACUACGGAUCCAUUUUGACGGCUGGGAGGAUGAGUAUGACCAGUGGGUUGACUGCGAGUCACCUGAUCUGUAUCCUGUGGGCUGGUGUCAGCUGACCGGCUACCAACUCCAACCUCCUGCAUCCCAGAGUAACAGAGAAAUAUCUCAGUCACUACCCAAACAGAAGAAAAAGUCACAGCAGUACAAAGGACAAAAGAAAAAGAGGAAGAUUCCGGUUGGUCGACGGCCCUUCAGUCAGGCAGGCAUGAGGAGGAGCUUCUCAGGGGAUGAAGAGCAGAGUCCACCCCCAUAUCAUGUUGAAGGGCCAGCUCAGCCCCAACUCCGACUCCAAGUCCACCAAACCCACAAUUCAGACUCCCUCCUACGAAUGAAAGAAGAGACAAUGGAGGUGGAUGAGUUCAACUUUUCACAGGGCACCUCUGACCAGGAGAGCAAUGGCUCUGGCACCUACUAUAUCAAACAGGAGCCCUAAGAUCUAAAGAUCAGAACAGGACAAAGAGGGAAAUGACAGUGACUCUGCAAGGAUCAAUCCAAACUGAAAUGGCACACAGAGAUGCAUAUUUCCAGUGGAGAAGUAAGGUAUUUUCUGUAGUCAUUUCUAAGUGUGUGUAUAAAGCCAAGUUUGGAAAAGCACCCAGGACUUGGUCACAAAUGUUUGACCGUUCUUCUUUUAUCUUCUUUCUCGUGUCAACUGUUUGAGCAUUAAAACCAAUGGUAAAAAUG
Molecule: messenger RNA, 2483 nt
Organism: Entelurus aequoreus (snake pipefish)
Lineage: Eukaryota; Metazoa; Chordata; Actinopteri; Syngnathiformes; Syngnathidae
Gene: mbtd1
Product: mbt domain containing 1
Exons: 17
Coding region: 127-2232 (701 amino acids)
Biological process (GO): regulation of DNA-templated transcription
Cellular component (GO): nucleus
Molecular function (GO): zinc ion binding
Source: RefSeq, a predicted model, not a curated record